Messenger RNA from Pelobates fuscus (common spadefoot toad), 4690 nucleotides. RefSeq names its product KLF transcription factor 9 (gene KLF9). The coding region runs from base 584 to 1435 and encodes 283 amino acids. The record is from RefSeq and is a predicted model, not a curated record. Lineage: Eukaryota; Metazoa; Chordata; Amphibia; Anura; Pelobatidae. The transcript has 2 exons. Gene Ontology annotation, biological process: regulation of transcription by RNA polymerase II. Gene Ontology annotation, molecular function: RNA polymerase II cis-regulatory region sequence-specific DNA binding; DNA-binding transcription factor activity, RNA polymerase II-specific.
UCUGUUGGAACCUAUGGGAGCCGCAUCCCAUUGUGACGCGUGGGGUUCUGUUAAAUUGUUACUGAGCAGGAGAAUGCAUGAACCCUGAGAGUGGAAGGAGACAGGAGGUGGGGGGAGUGAGUGAGGCAGGAAUAUAAAAAAAAAAAAAAAAAAAAAGCGUCUCAUAUACAGCUUUGUCUGAGAUUUCAUCACAGACUCUUUAUGACAGAGGAUGAAUGCGUUGGGGAUAUUGAGAGAGACAAAGCACCUGGUGCCCACUUGAUUCCUAUUCCCUUAUGCGUGUGGCAGAGGGGAGCUGGCAUGCAGUUGAGAUAGGAGCAGGAUUCAGUGCUGCCUUGGAGUGUAAGGCUGGGGCUUUAUCUUCUAUAAGUUUGCCAAAGCAGGGAAAGUGUGCUGCUGCAGACACAGGAGGGGCAUUGUAUAGUACAAGCAGUGUGGGGAGGUCCCAGACUAUUGCUGUCUGUGAUGAAGACAGGCACACAGUGAGAGCUGCAGGAGACGCACUCAGUGCUACCUGCCUGAGCUCUCUCUCUCUCUAUUACUGGACCACUCGUCUCCUUCCUCCACUAGCUCUGCCUUGGCAAUGACAGCUGUCGCCUACAUGGACUUCGUUGCUGCUCAGUGUCUGGUGUCUAUUUCUAACCGUAACGUGGAUCAGCAGCCUGAGGGACAGGAGGUGAGGGCAUCCCCUUGCCUGGAGAACCCAGCAGCAGCACCUGCAGACUCUGCAAUGCACCUGAGGAAGGUGCCAGAGCAGGAGCCAAGCCUUCACCUGAGGACCAUGCCUGAGCAAGGAGUGAGCAAGGAGCUCCACGAAGGACCAGGGGAAGCAUGGAAGGAUUACUGCACCUUGCUAACUAUAGCGAAAAGCCUGCUGGAGUUAAAUAAGUACCGUCCCCUGCCUUCCCCUGUCUAUAGUCACAGCGAUGAGGAGCUGAGCUCGGACAGUGACCUCACCACGGAGUCCGGCCUCAGCUUCAGCCCAUCUUAUAGCCCGGGGAGCUCUACCCCCAGCCAUAUGGACUACAGCCCUGAACCCGGCUCCACGCAGCCACUCCCACUCGACCAGGACACACCCAGCUCCCCACCAGCCCCAGCCCCUGCCAGGUCCACCAAUGAAAAGAGGCACAGGUGCCCCUAUGCUGGAUGUGGCAAAGUGUAUGGCAAGUCCUCACACCUCAAAGCCCAUUACAGAGUCCAUACAGGUGAACGUCCUUUUCCGUGUACGUGGCCUGACUGCCUUAAAAAGUUCUCUCGUUCUGAUGAGCUGACCCGCCAUUAUCGGACACACACGGGUGAGAAGCAGUUCCGAUGCCCUCUAUGCGAGAAGAGGUUCAUGAGGAGUGACCACUUAACAAAGCAUGCACGCCGCCACACCGAUUUUCACCCCAGCAUGAUCAAAAGGUCCAAAAGGUCUAACUCUACUUUCGUCUGAGUGCAUAGUCUGAGUAAGAAAGCUGCUGUACAUAUCACCUUUUUGCAUCUUUUCAGAGGAAAUGUAACAGUCCUAACAUUCAUGCUUCUGCAGCAGUGUAUUUAAGAGAACCUGCUGUCCAAUUUACUUUGGUGGCACAUGACUCUAGAUAUUUUUUUUGUAGUGGUGUGAUAUGUACCAUCACAGUUUUGACUGUAAAACCCUACUGUGCUUGCUCUGGCAUGAAUAUGUGUUAAUGAAAUAGAUACCACAACGGAUUAGCUUUACAUUUGUGAAAGAAAAUACACAUGAGAACACUUGCAACAUAAAUAUAUAUGUAUAAGGGAAACCUUUUUUUUUUUUUUGUGGAGAUAAAACCAUACGGUAUGAGAUUUGGAAAACACAUCUUAUGAAACAAGCGUACUUGAACUUAAGACAUUUAUGUUAAUAAGGGACUCUGUAUUUUGUGGUUGAUGGGAUGUCAGUCUCCCGUUAAUAUGGACAUUGAGGGCCUCCAUUCAGUGGUGAAAAAAUUUGGAAGGUGCAGCUUAUGAACAUGAUAUCUGCUUUUCAGUGGGAUGGGGAAAUGAAAGGCAAAGAAUAUUAAACAAAGAACCAGAGGACACUGGAUUCAUGAACAGUAUGCUGCCAUUUCACCAUCAUAUAUGUAGCCAAAGUCAACAAAAGUGAACUGGAGGAUCAAGAGUAAUUUUUUUUCUUUUUAAGGGGAGAUGCAAUGCUCAGUAGUCUAAUGUAGUCUUUAAUAUUUAAAUAUCACUUUACCUUUUUCUAAUGAACAUUUUUACGUCCUUGCUAAACGUUUGGGCAAUCUGUCAUGUUACCAGAUAUGACUACAUCUGCCUGAGGAAUCGCACGCAGUUGUAGAAAGGGGACUUUGAACGAAGCAUAUGCCUUUAUCCUGCAAGCUUAGUCUGAAUUCUGAAGAUUGUGUUAAUUAUUCUCUUAGGUUGCUACGUACGCACGUUUUAUUGUAUGACAUAGCAAUGACAAAACGUUUCUGCAAAACCAGAAUGUUUGACUCCACUAUUCACAAAGACAUUGCAAUAUGAGCAAUGCUAAGCAUUCACACUCUGAGCUGUGUUUAUAAAGAAUAAUUCUAUUGAACAAUAUCAGGCCGUUUUGACCGUCCUGUCAGUUGGCCUGUGUCCUACAGUAUCACAAUUUAAAAAAAAAUAUACAGCCAAACUGUACUGACGCAAUGCAAGUGCAAAUCUUGCACACUGCGUCAUUUUAAAUGCCUCACCAUUUCAUCAUUUAGGUUUUUAAGAUGAUGAUCAAAUUAAAUGUUUACAUAACUUGAUUUGGUAGCUAACAGCGCCAAAUAGUUUUUUUGUUUAUUUUCUUAUUUGUUUUUUGCGCACCUUAUGUUUCCAGUAAAGAUUCACACAACGCCUAUAUAUUUAAACUUGUUCCAUACUGGAGAGGCUAACAAUGCCGCACUACUAUUAGUGAAUAAAAAAAGGCCUCUCUGGUUGUGAAGGGUGUUAACUAUGCAGCAUACAGCCAUGCAGGCAGUUUACAGAAUUAAUAUAUUUGUAUGUAAAACGCUCAAUCCAUUCCAGAUACAAUUAGACCCAAGCACUCCAACCACUUCACACAAUAUCUGCUUUUAUUUCAAAAGAGCAAAAAAGUCAAUUGUGACAGACCACACUAUACUCUCAGUUACUGAUCAACAUGCAGCAACUCUCAUAAGGACAAAACAAUGCCAACAGUCAUUUAUCUUUGCCAGGCAUUAUUCAUAUUUCUUACUUAGUUCUUUAAUGGUAUUUGUCCACAUCAGAGGUGAGCUUCACGCAAUCCUCCAGCUGUUGUAAAAAACAAAACAUGGUUUGUGGCAAAGGAUUGUGGGAAUUAUUGGUGAACUACAGUUAGAGAGAUGCAUGGAAUGUCUGUUCCUGCUGGCCAUGUGUAAGAGUAAAUAUUAGAAGUAGAGCUAGAAUAUGGUACAUUAAAAACCAGGGAAAAUAAUAGCACUGUUAUUGAAAGUAAUCUGUAAGCAUGCAUGUCUCAAGGGCUUUUUGUAUUAUGGACUGCAUUAGACUUUUUCCCACUGUCACCUUAAAAAACGUGCAUAUGAAUGUAAUAGUCACGUAAAAGAAUGCAGUUUCUUUCUAAAAACAAUUAAAUGGUUCCGUUUCAGAAUAUCAAAUAUUAGUAAGAACAAGAUAAAAAUUGUGUACAAAACAUGAGCCAUACUUAUUCUUGACAAGAAAACUAGCAUUAAAGGAUCCUACAUCAAAAUGGAAUGUCAUGCCAAUUUAAAGGUAGCAGGUUAGUAUAUUGCUGCUAAUGUUAGACACUGUAGUCACUAUAAUCAUUUAAUCACUGCAUUGCUUAGUCCCUGGAGUCUCCUGGCAGUGUUCCUCCAUUCCGAGUUAAACCAUUUUCGAGCAGUUUAACACUGAAUGAAGGUCUCUGGCUACCCAAAGCACAUCCCCUACUGGAGGUAUGGCUAAGGCAGAUAUUACACACUUCCUUGUAGUCAUACCAAUUCAUGAUAGCAAUGGGCACUCUAAUAGGCUAAACAUCAGCUGACAUUCAGGCAAUUACAGCUGUCUGUUGCUUCUCAGGCUAAUACUUCAUCGUUAGCCCAAGCAGCACAGAGUGGAUGGGCAGCCGGGGACUCUCGUUGAGCAUAAAAACAUUAAAAACCGUUUAACGCUAAAUGAAAGGACGGCACCAGGACACUCCAGACACUAUAACCAGUUCAAUGAAAUAAAGCAGAUACAGUGCCUACAGUGUCCCUUUAAAUAAGCGGAUCAUUCCAUACUGGGAUAGGGUUUUUAGGGAUCAGACAGUUAGGACUGCAUUGAAUAUGAAUCAGUCCUUAAGGGGUUAUAUAUUUAUGAUGACACAUUAGCUAGAAUUAACAUCAUAGUGUGAACAUAACUUUGUCUGUUAAUUUUGGAUACCAGUUAAAGGAUAUAGAAAUUAUAGAAGUGUUUUGAGGUACAGCACAUCAGGCACCUUUAAUUUAUACACACACAACGAGCAUUUCACACACAAACACGCAGUGCAAUGACUUUAGUCAAUACAAUGACUGUUCCAAACAUAUACUACAUUACAAAUAUACUAUGAAAUAAGGAAUUUCAGGAAACAAACAAACAUUACACACUUUCUACCUCUGUUUCAGUUUUUUGAAACACCUAAUUAUUCCGAAUUGCAGAAUAAUUCUUCCAUUGAAAAUAUCUAGUAUGAAAAUACUAAAGAAAAAAAAAUACAAAAGAAAAAAAAACAACCAAAAAAAAAAGAAAA